Messenger RNA from Trichoderma harzianum CBS 226.95, 1305 nucleotides. RefSeq lists its product as hypothetical. Bases 1 to 1305 code for a protein of 434 amino acids. Gene Ontology annotation, biological process: glycerophospholipid biosynthetic process. NCBI's taxonomy places the organism in Eukaryota, Fungi, Ascomycota, Sordariomycetes, Hypocreales, Hypocreaceae. Gene Ontology annotation, cellular component: mitochondrion. The transcript has 2 exons. The record is from RefSeq and is a predicted model, not a curated record.
AUGGCAACCCUCAGCAAGGAGCAGCAGACCGAGUUCUACCAGCACGUGGCUCAGGUCAAGAAGGACAUUGACGAGAGAGUAGCGGAUUCAGACUCCAUGCCCAGCUCACCCGAGUUGGCGUCGUCAGUUAGCUCUAGAGACAGUGUCUCCUCCAGCAUCCCAACUCCCAUAUCUCCCAUCGAUUCUUCUGCUGUUGCCGACUCUUUUGUCUUUGCAUUUGAUAUCGAUGGCGUGCUUGUCCGAGGCGGUCGCCCUAUCCCAGAGGCUAUCGAGGCUAUGAAAGUCCUUGACGGCGAGAACGAAUACGGAAUGAAGAUUCCUCAUAUUUUCUUGACCAACGGUGGUGGCAAGACUGAAGAAGAGCGCUGCCAAGAUCUAUCAAAACAACUCGAGCGAGAGAUCAAGCCCGGCCAGUUCAUCUGCGGACACACUCCCAUGAGAGAAAUGGCUGAGAAGUACGGCACGGUCCUUGUCAUUGGAGGCGAGGGUGAGAAGUGCCGUUUCGUCGCCGAAGGAUACGGCUUCAAGGACGUCGUUACACCAGGCGACAUCAUCAAGCACAACGCCGCCACAACACCCUUCCGGAAGCUGACACCUGAAGAGCUUGCCAACUCCCGUGAGCGAGAUUUCGAUGAUGUUGUCAUCGAUGCCGUCUUUGUGUUCGCCGACUCUCGUGACUGGGCCGGUGACAUUCAGAUCAUGCUGGAUGUGGCCAUGUCUAAGGGAGGGCGACUUGCAACUCGCAGCGAGACGUUUGAUGAGGGCCCCCCAUUCUACUUCUCUCAUAACGAUGUCGUCUGGUCUGCUGCCCACGAGCAUGUCCGUCUCGGCAUGGGAGCUCUCCGACGCAUGUUUGAAAUCACAUUCAAGGACCUCACUGGCGGCAAGGGCAAGCUGCACACGCACGCCUUUGGCAAGCCUCAAGUCUCGACGUUUGAGUUUGCCGAGCGACUGAUGCAAACCUGGCGAAGCACCGAGCACGGCAUCUCUGGUCCUCCCCAGACGGUGUACUUUGUUGGUGAUACACCAGAGAGCGACAUCCGUGGCACCAACGCCAUCAAUGACGUUGCCGACAACGAUUGGUACAGCAUCCUGGUCAAGACCGGUGUGUAUCAGGAGGGCACAGAGCCGACUUACAAGCCUCGCGCUACCGUGUCUACCGUUCUUGAUGCCGUGAACCACGGUAUCCAGCGUGAGAUGCGCAAGAAGGUGGUGUCAUCGCUCAAGCGAGACGUUUUGGGCAAAUCAGACUGUGUUGCAGCUGACCCAGCCAUCUUUGAUGAAGACAUGCUUGUCUCUGCAUAA